AUGCAAGUUAAUGUCAAUAUCAAUGCUGAUAUCGAAUUAACUGCCGGCUAUAAAGGCAAAAUUCUGGAGACAUUUUGGUACCGAGGGAAAACUUUAUUAUUUCAGUAUCUUUAUCCUUUCAAUCAAACCAUCUAUCAGCAAUCAACUGAUUCGCGCAUAGAUAUACAGCGUAUUUUUGAUGAAGGUUAUGAAAUAUUGUAUAUUAACAACAGCAAUAUUGGCGAUAAUGGAGUUUAUAUAGCAAGUGUCUGGUUUGAAGGAGCUCCCGCACCAAUUCAAGCAACUGCAUCGGUAAUCGUAGAAGAUUUGCCGACAAUUACUGCUAACCCAAAAGAUAGCAAUGUUACACUAACGAGCAAUGCUACCUUUACUUGUCAAGCAACCGCUGUACCUCCUAUUUCUGACUACAAAUGGUAUUUCAAUAAUACAUUAAUAAUUCCUCUUAGUUCUCAUUAUGUCAUACGAGGAUCAACACUUUACAUUCUAUCAGCAACAUUGGAUGAUAUUGGCAGUUAUUCUUGCAUGGCUAGUAAUGCCCUUGGUCAAGCAACUUCCAAAACGGCAUUUUUGAGAGUUUUGCCUGAGAAAUACGUCGAACUGCAGUCACCUUCCAAUGCAAUUAUGGUUGGAGAUUCUAUAACAGUAUCUGCUACAAUUAUUGGGGAACCUGUAGCAACAACAUGGUAUUUCAAAACUCGACCACUCUUUACCUAUUUAUAUAAAGGUAACAGUAAUACUGGGAUAGCUUUAUCAAAGAACGAGAGGAUUGAUUUUAAGCAGAAAGGAAGCUUAGGAAAUUACCACGAAGAAAUGACGAUUCGGGAUGUUUUAUUAUCGGAUACCGGUGUUUAUUCAAUUCAAGUAUUCUUUGUUAAAGGCGGUUUUACACAACGAUUAUUAAAUUAUCAUUUAACAGUUCAAGGACCUCCAGAAAUCAUAGCCGCUCCACAAAACACGGCGCUGUUUGAUGGAGAAACUGCAAGAUUUUCAUGUGGUGCCUCUGCUAUACCUAUACAAACCACAGUUACUUGGCAUUAUCAAGGCCGCCUAAUUGAUUUUAGGAGCAACCGAUUUUCCAUUUUAUCCAAUAAUAACACAUUGCAAAUCGAAGAUGUUUUACUAACGGAUGCUGGAAUAUAUAGUUGCGUUGUUAAUAAUUCCAUUGGUGCUAGCCCAAAUGUGUCGGCUUGGUUAUUCGUUAACGUCAACAACACGGUGAGAAUAACACCUAGUUACGCUCAAGUCAAUUUUUCACAAAAUAUUCAAGUUACAGUAACUAUCCAAGGAGCUCCAAUGCAAUCAUACUGGUAUUUUCAAGGAAAAUUAUUGUACCAGUAUAUUUUUUCUCCAAUGAUUGAAAUUAAAUCGAUGGCACAUUCCAGAAUGGCAGUUCAAUAUAAUUCGGCAAGUCAAUAUGAAUACAAUCAGUAUUUUUCCAUUAACAAUACUAAUUUCUUGGAUAAUGGAACUUAUACAUUAACUGUAAUGUUUAAUGGUCAGUCAUUAAUGACAGUUUCGAAAUCCUUCCAGCUCUACGUUCAAGGUCCACCUAUUAUAUUGGUAUCACCUCAGAAUCAAACCAUUCGAUAUAGAAAUGGUGUCCAAUUUUGGUGCCUUGCUCGAGCUAUUCCUACUGAUAUUCAAUAUGAUUGGCGAUUUAAUGGCAUACCCGUUAAUUUAUCGGAUCCACGAAUUUCAGUUAGCAUGGAAAACAGUUCCGUAUUAACCAUUGCUAAUGUUAGCCAGUAUGACGCUGGAAGAUAUACCUGUAAACCCAUCAAUUCCAGAGGUGCUGGUCCUCAGGUAGCAGCGAAUCUGGUUGUUUUAUAUUCACCUGAAAUGAUUCAGCUUAACCCUGUACAAAAUAUUAUCACAGUCAAUCAGAGUAAUAACUUAUUGGUAGCAUGUUCAGUUCAAGAUCGCGGUUAUCCACCUGGCAAUGUAACGUGGAAGCAGACCAAUUCAUCUAGCAAUAUCAUUACUGAAGCUUCAAGUUCUGUCCAUCUUAAUUUAAUUGAUAUUGCUAGUUCCGAAAAUGGAAACUCUUAUACUUGUAUCAUUAACAAUGAAAUUGGUGUAUUAUCAAUCCAGUUUUCCUUAGUCGUGCAAGACUCUAAUUUUACCAUCAUUUACCUGUAUGUCAGUGCUAACGAUGGGAUUCCUCUUAACUUCUACGCGUAUUUAGUGGCACCUCGUAUUAAUGGAAUUCAAAAAUCGAUCACUGUCGUUCAAAAUACUGGCGUUAGGAUAUGGUGCAAUACUACUGCUAAUCCACCUGCUACCGUAUCGAUCUCAGCAACAAUAACUGCUAAUGCUAAUCAAAUUAUUAUUGCUCAAGGACGUGGCCUAGCUACGACUAAUAUCGUUCCAACAUCAGCCGAUAAUGGAGCGAUUUAUACAUGUGCAGCUAGUAAUUUAUUAGGUAGUGUUCAAGGAACAACAACUUUGAACAUUUUAUAUCCUCCCAGUGGAAUAUACCUAUCACUGCCUAAUUCAGUCUUAACAGUUCGAGAAAAUACUACUAGUAAUAUUAACUGCACUAUUCGAGAUCGUGGCAAUCCUCCAGCUAAUGCGACUUGGAUUAUCAACAAUCAAGUAGUUUCGACAGGUAGUAAGACAGCCCAAUUACAGUUGUCGAAUAUCAAAUAUAGCUCAAAAUCGAGGGAAUAUAUCUGUCAAGCCAAGAAUCCGUUUAAUACUAUUAAAGAUUCGUUUGCACUGGUAGUUCAAACAUAUCCAAGGAUUGCAGCAUUUCCGAAGACUAUAAAGGCAAUAGCAAAUCAAAAUUUUAAUUUAUCAUGCACUGCAAUUGCUUUUCCAUUACCCAAUGUAAUUAUAUCAUCGCAAGGCAACAAUGGUCCUAUCUUAAAUAGUCAUGGUAUCUCAAGCUCUUCCUUGAUGUUGCAGCCGCUACCUUCAGAGAACGGGAAAAUAUUGACUUGUCAAGCUAGCAAUAUUGUUGGAAGUAUAUCAAGUACAACACAACUAAUAGUUUUAUAUCCACCAAUUUUUACUGGAGUAUUAGGAAAUGGGCCAACUCUGGUUGUUGCCAAUCGAAGUCAAGACAUUACUUUACCUUGUAUUGCUAUGGGCAAUCCUUCUAAUUUGACUUAUAAUUGGAUAAGAAUUACUCCACAAGGUGCUGAAAUGCCUCCUAAUGCAAUCCAGUUUCCUAACGCAACGCUAUUCAUUUCCAAUGCCUCGGUUAGUUAUGAUGGAGUAUAUUCUUGUAGAGCUAAUAAUGAUAUCGGAAUUGCAAGCAGAAAUGUUACAGUUCGAAUCACAGAAUCGCCACAUGUCCUCGUUAACAGUAGCACAUCUACUUCGGCACAAUCAUUUACGAAAGAGAAUACGGUUCUAACAUGUUCAGCAAGUGGUUAUCCUUUGCCUGUCAUUGCAUGGAAAUUAAAUGGACUAUAUCUGCAAGGACAAUCUUCCAUUAAUAGUAGUGUUCCACAAAGUCUCGUAAAUAAUAUACAGAUCCUAAACGAAGUCGCUAACUCUGUCUUAACAAGCACUUUAAAUAUAACAAAUGUUGUUGCAGCGAAUGCUGGCACUUAUACUUGUCAAAUAUCCAAUGGCUUUGGCAGAUUUUCUUAUCAAAUUGCGCUUGUUGUAAAUACUAAAACCAUUCCUCAGCCUCCACACUUAUUAUUCACUACCAAUAUUACCACAUCAGCGAUUGCCUUAUCUUGGCAAGCUGGUGCUAACGGCUUUUUAUCCCAACUAUUUAUGAUUUAUUAUCGAGUUGAAAACCAAGGAGAUUAUCUAUUAGCUGGGAAUACUACAAGCACAAACUAUAUCCUCAGCAAUUUACAGCAUCGCACCACCUAUCAAAUUUAUGUGAUAGCCAGAAAUUCAUUAGGCUACAGCCAACCGAGUAGUACUCUCAUCGUUACAACGUUAACUAAUGACACAUUAUUAUUAGCAAUUAUUGGUGGAGUUAUUGGUGGUGUUCUUGUGCUCCUGUUUGUUUUGAUCAUUAUUCUUUUAAUUAAGCGAAAUGGUAAUGCUAAAAAACUAGCAAAAUAUUCUGUGCAGCAAUCGGAGGCAAAGAAUUUAAAAUGUCGACAAGAAUUAGUCAAGCGACGAGAAUCAAAUUCGAUCAAUGCUCAUUCCAAUCCUAAUUAUGAUAAUUCUACACAGCAACAAUCAUCUCGUAUCAAUGAGGUAGAAGCAGGAAGUAGUAAUAGUAAUAGUAACGGUGCAGCGACUACAGUGGAUGCACCACAAGUUGAAAACGAAACAGAAAUCACUGUAAAUGAUUCACAAGUUGCUAAAGUUAAUCAAAUCGGUAAUGAUCAAGUGGAAACUGUAGCUCAAGAUUCGCAAGUUCAAGUGACAGUUAAUAACAAGGAAAGUGAAGUUAAAUCGGCUAUCACUGCCAGCUUUCAAGCUGAAGUUGGAGCUAAUUGUGCCGAGUUGGAGAUGAUGUUGUAA
Molecule: messenger RNA, 4440 nt
Organism: Trichoplax adhaerens
Lineage: Eukaryota; Metazoa; Placozoa; Uniplacotomia; Trichoplacea; Trichoplacidae
Exons: 14
Coding region: 1-4440 (1479 amino acids)
Molecular function (GO): protein binding
Source: RefSeq, a predicted model, not a curated record